UGUAGAAAUGUAUGAAAUAGGAUUGAUAAGAUAACGUAUACGCGUGUAAAUUCAUACUUUCGGAAUAAUAACACGUGAUGGUAUAAGAGAGCGACGCGUAAACGUGGACAUUUUUCUUUACAUAUGUUCUGACAUUUCAAAAAGUUUUCACUCGAUCCUUUCGAAAGAUUUACAAAUAAUAGAUUUAGGAAUUUAUUUUUUCUAUGCUUUAUCGAUGUUUUGAAAUUACACAAUUUAUACAAUUAAUUAAAAGAAUUAAGCAUAAACCCCUUCGACCAAACAUCUAAAUUAGUUGGAUUUGCGUGACGUGGACUGACAGCUUAAAUAUAUCGCUAUAGAGGACACAAUUAUUGGAAGAAACUAUUAGGAUGUCAAAAAAAAUCAUAUGUUUAUUUGAUAUAGAUGGCACUUUAACUGAACCAAGACAACCAAUCAAAAGCAAUGUGGAGAAAUUUCUUUUGACCAUUUUAAAAAAAGAUUUUGACAUUGCCGUAGUUAGUGGGUCAGAUUUGAAUAAAAUUAAGGAACAACUUGGUAGUGAAAAUAUAUUUGAGAAAUAUAAAUACAUUUUUGCAGAAAAUGGACUCGUUGCUUUCAGGGAUGGCAAUUUAUUACCGUCACAGACAAUUCAAAAUAUGAUUGGAGAAGAUGCACUACAAGAUGUAAUAAAUUUCUCAUUAAAAUAUGUAUCAGAACUUAAACUACCUUUUAAACGUGGAACUUUCAUAGAGUUUAGAACUGGCAUGCUUAACAUUUCACCGGUCGGACGUAAUUGUACAAAGGAAGAACGUGAACAAUUUUAUGAAUAUGAUAUAGAAAAUCAAGUGCGCCAAAAAUUCAUACAAGCACUUAAGAAAGAGUUUCCUAAUUUGGCCUUGACAUAUAGCAUAGGUGGACAAAUAUCUUUCGAUGUGUUCCCAAUUGGUUGGGAUAAAACGUAUUGUUUAAGACAUAUACAAGGCUAUGAGGAAAUACAUUUUUUUGGUGAUAAAACAACGAUCGGUGGCAAUGAUCAUGAAAUUUAUGAAAGUGAUUUAACUGUUGGACAUCGUGUAACUGGCCCUGAAGAUACAAUUAAUCAACUAAAUAUCCUUACAACUCUUGUUAAAGAGAAUAAGGAAAAGGAACAAAUAGCAAUACCAAUGCAAUGUGUAUAAGUUACACCGUACAAAUUUUUCUUGUAAAUAUUAAGAUGUUAAAUAUUAUGCCAAAUUUUCAAUAUAAAGAAAAUAUUAAUAUCAAAUGGUAGAUUCUUUUCCAAUAUAUUCUCCAUAAACUCUUUCUAUUCUAUUUCAAAAGUGAAUUAUAAUAAAUAAAGAAUUCAUUAA
Messenger RNA from Vespa mandarinia (Asian giant hornet), 1328 nucleotides. RefSeq names its product phosphomannomutase (gene Pmm2). NCBI's taxonomy places the organism in Eukaryota, Metazoa, Arthropoda, Insecta, Hymenoptera, Vespidae. Gene Ontology annotation, cellular component: cytosol. Gene Ontology annotation, molecular function: phosphomannomutase activity. Gene Ontology annotation, biological process: protein N-linked glycosylation; GDP-mannose biosynthetic process; mannose metabolic process. The record is from RefSeq and is a predicted model, not a curated record.